Phalaenopsis equestris is the source of this 2281-nucleotide messenger RNA. RefSeq names its product serine-rich adhesin for platelets-like. The transcript is spliced from 9 exons. Bases 119 to 1852 code for a protein of 577 amino acids. Gene Ontology annotation, molecular function: microtubule binding. Lineage: Eukaryota; Viridiplantae; Streptophyta; Magnoliopsida; Asparagales; Orchidaceae. The record is from RefSeq and is a predicted model, not a curated record.
AUUCCCGUUUGAAAACUUUAUUCCUCCGAACCACUUCGAACCCUAAUCUCACUCAUCGGAGAACAUCGCUCCUUUUCAGAACCUCCACUAUAAUCGACGUCUUCUCGACAAUUUAACAAUGGAGUACGUCCCUCUUAUCGAAAUUUCGUCCGAAGAUGAUUUCCUCAUCCCAUCUUCUUCGCAGGAAUUCGAAAAAAUAGAGAAAGUGAGAAAGAACUUGGAAGAAGUCCCUCACUUUUCAAAUUCUCCAGAGCAAGACCAGAAAGUUCCUGAUAGAUAUAACUUGCGCAAAAGUUUAGCCUGGGAUAGUGCAUUUUUGACCGGUGAAGGUAUUCUCAACCCUGAAGAGUUGGCAACCAUGAAUAACAUGCGUGGUAAAGCUGGAAUAACUUUACCUGGAAUUCAAGAAAUCAGAAAAUCAUCAGAAUCAACUUCAAGUUUACAGAGUGAUAGCUUGGCAUUGGAGCAACUUGAAUUGAAUCUGUUUGAUAAUGUUAGAGAUUCAAUACAAAGGUCUUUGGGAAGCUCUAAUCAUACCACCAAUAUGGUGCAUUAUGAAGAAAUAAAAGAGCAAAUUAAGAGGGAUGCAUCAAAUCCUAGAACCCUGAAGAAAAUUGAUGAUUCUUCUAAGAUCAAGCUGAAAACCCCAACUGCGUUGAGAAGGCACGGCAUCACCAGGCAAUCUCAGGAGCAUACUUUGAAGGAUGGUCUAGUUUGUAUGAAAUUGCCUUCAGAUGGAAAUGCGGAAUCAAAGCCUUUAAUCAGACCACCGAAGAUUUCAUCUAAAACUAUUAGUCUGCCAACAUCAAUGCCUGGCAAGAAGGCUUCUAUUGAGAUUAAAAAGAUAAAAGGUGCUACCACUAAGCAGCAGUCCAUUGUAGCUUUUAAUAAAGCACAUGGGGUUCCAGGCAGAGCUCCUAGAACAACCUUAUCAACAAAACCUACUUCUGGCACCCAAACUGGUUUGGUCCUCACAGCAACUUUAGAGUCAUCAUCCAGUAAUCUAACCGCCGGUUCAGCUGAUCCAAAAACUGUUUCUUCUUUAGUAACUGUUGCAAAAAGAAGUGCUAAUAGAAUUAAUAGUUAUUCUUCUUUAAGGACCAGUAACAAUCUUCUGAAUGUUAGCAUAAAUGGAUCCAGAGGGGAAAAUUUUCAUCAUCAAAAUUUGGUCAAGUCUUCGUUAGCUUUAUCAAAUAUUUCUCCUGCUAAUUCUAUAGACAGCGUUGUUUCAGAGUCUUCAUCUUCAACUACUACUUCUAUGAUGCUCGGGAAGUCAUUAGAAGGGUCUGAUGCUGGGUCUUCAUCCUCUUCUGUAGCAUUUUCUGCUACUUUUGGGGACUCCCAAAACUCAGGUCCACUCUCGGAGACAUUUAUUGAUAAUCGAACUAAAAGCUCUAUAAAUGGUGAUUGUGGCUCAAGACUUGCUAGACCGUCUGGUCUUCGGACGCCAAGGCCAACAAUUGGUUACUUUGAUAAGGAGAAAACUCUAGUCCGUGGUUCAAACAAAGCCCAGAAAGCAAGCUUGCAGAAUGCUUUGAUGAAGAAUGCUAGCGUUAAUUCUACUAGUGCAACAAACAAAGUGAAACCCAUGGAUCAUUUCAUUGUAAGAGAUAGAGGACUUUCUCCUGCUCUGUCAACGCAGGCUUCAAAAUCCGCAGAAGCAAAUUUUCUCACAAAAACUGAAAAUCAUCAAAAUCUAUGCCCUAAAGUAAACAAGAUAUCUUCCGAAACUCUUGAACAGAACUGCAAAGUAAAUUCCAUGAAUGAACGGGCACAAGCUGAAAAAGUUCGUUCGUGUAACUCAAGAAAGAAAGAGGAACCAAAUGUGCUUCAUGUGGGCAGCAGAAACUGAAACAGUUGGAGAUGAAACAACUCAUUAUCAUUCAAACAUAACACAGAAUCAGCAGGAGAACGUGAAGUAUGUCCAUAAUGCUGCUGAUAGCGAAACAGAUAAAGAGAACACAUGCCCUGAAUUGAAGGCUCAAGAUUCAAGUAAAAUGCAGAAGAUGGAAAUUGUAGUUGGGGAAGUUGUCCCGUCCUCUCUUUUCACUUCCUGAAGCAGAAGAUUUCCCGGUCAUAUACUGAACUCGAUCCAUGUUAGCUAUUGCAGUUCAUCUAAUCACUGACUGGUUACAGUUCAACACAGCUGUUGUUGAUAUGGCUUGCAUGAUGUCAGUAUUGGAUCAAAUAACUGUAAUUUUGGAUUAUAUGAUUCUGCUCACAGCUCAAAUACAUCAUUAAUGUGUUGUUAAUUUGACAAGUAAUCUCCUUGAUUUUGUUG